Messenger RNA from Penaeus chinensis, 7720 nucleotides. RefSeq names its product liprin-beta-1-like (gene Liprin-beta). The record is from RefSeq and is a predicted model, not a curated record. Gene Ontology annotation, cellular component: presynaptic active zone. NCBI's taxonomy places the organism in Eukaryota, Metazoa, Arthropoda, Malacostraca, Decapoda, Penaeidae. The coding region runs from base 271 to 4911 and encodes 1546 amino acids. Gene Ontology annotation, molecular function: protein binding. Gene Ontology annotation, biological process: neuromuscular junction development. The transcript is spliced from 14 exons.
GAGCACCGCCCCGCUCCUCGCUGUCACCCGUUCGUGGUGUUACUCGGCCGCAGCGCCUUCGUCGGGCUGGUGUGACGUCGGGAGGCUCUCUGGCUGACGAGGCCCCCGCCCUCGGUGAAGACCUUGUAGAAGUGAUUGAGAGGAAAGAGAACUCUGUAGAAACGCGUUUGGCAAAAGUGCGCCAGUGCCUUUGGAGAGAGCGGCGUCGCGAGCCCGACGAGCGCGGCCGUCUCGUGCGCCGGCGCCUCGGCCUCACGCUGGAGCGGCACCAUGCGAUCGUCGGAGGACAACGCGGACGAUGAGUUCGUGUUCGUGGCCAACAAGGUCCUGACGGGGCCGGAGUGCCCUUCGGGGGACGUGUUUGCGGCCGGCGCCCGUGGCCCUCGCACCCUGCCGCGCCUCAACCACCUGCAGCCCAUCCCCACCACGCUGGACCUGCAGCCGUCGCCCAAGCCGUGGCGCGCCGUGCACCCGCCCACCACCACCGCCCGCUCCAAGGUCACGCCCCUCCCGCCCGAGCUGAUCGAGCUGCUGCCGCCACACCUUCGGGAGAACACGGUGCCGGACUUCAGCGGCUCCAGCCCGCCCCCCGCCGACGAGGCCGCGCCGGAGCGGCCGCCCCUCCCCUCCAAGUACUGCUCGGGCGACUACUACAACCUCGACGACGCCCCGCCGCCGGCGCCCGCCACGCCGCUCGCCAAUUACGGCCAGCUGUCGGAUCUCAUUACCUCAAGUGCACUUAACGGCAUUACCGCCACCCAGACCCACGCCCACGGCGGCAGGGCGGCCUCGCUCACCAGCACUCGCCCGCAGGCCCACGCCGGCGGCGCACAGGCCACGUCCCACACGGCCCCCGCCGCCCUCGCCCUCACCGACUCCGGCAUCAGCAGCGGAGGCAGCAGCAACAGCAGCAGCUGCAGCAGCGUCAGCAGUCGGAGCAGCAGCAGUAAGAGCCUCCCGAGGGAAGGCUCGCGCACGUCGCUCUCAGGGCGCCCCCUGCACCCGCCCUCGCCCAAGUUCGCCCGCGCGACGCCCUCCCCAGCAGCGCCCGCGCCGGCCUCCGCGCCCGCCGAGCCGCUCCUGACGCGGGUUUCGUACACGGCGGUGCUGACGAGCGACGGGGAGCGCGCCUCCAUGGUCCGCCGUUUGGAGGCUCUCACGCCCACGCCCUCGCCGCUGCUGAACACUUUCAGGGCUGCUCACACCCAUUCGGAGCACCUCCCACCCGAGGCGCGCACACACACGCGCCACGUGGCCACCGCCCACUCCACUCUCAACUCGAUGGGUCAGACGAAGUCGACGUCCUCAACGUCAGUGACGACCCACGCGCCCACGCCCUCCUCCACCCCUGCCCACACGCCCUCCCACACGCCCACCCAUACCCCCACACACACCCCUACUCAGCGACGUAAAGUGAGGGGCGGCGGGGAAAACGCGCAGAGUGUGGGCGGCCAGGGACGGGCCAGCCCCUCCGUGCCCUCCUCGGCCGUCCUGGUCGCUCGGCAGGUCGCCGCGCCCAGGCCCUACACGUCGACGGCCUCGACGCCCACGCCUCCCUCUCCCCGCCCACAGUACCGGCAGAUAAGCGGGCGGCCUCCUGAGAUGGGCCCCGCCUCUCCGCCCUCGAGUCCGGAGCUGCGUCGGGCGUGGAACGUGGUGGGCGUCCCGGUGGUGUCGCCGACGGGCUCCUCCACCCCGUCGGGGCGCAGUCCGGCCCCGAGCCCCGUGCCGCGCCCGCUGCCCGCCGCCGCCGAGCUCGACUCCAUCUACGAUAACCUGGUGGUGCGACAGCCGCCGCUGAGCACGCCCACCCCGCGCUCUCCGCCGAUGGCGAGCAUCCCGCCCACCGCCCAGCGGAUAGGGGCGGCCACGGGGCAUCGCCAGGGGCCGCCCGCCACGCCGCCGCCGCGUAAAGUCUCGCAAUCGCCGAUCGUCGGAAAGCCCCCCUCGCCGCCCAUGCAGCGCCGGGGGGCGUCCCGGUCGCCCACGCCGCCUCCCGCGUGGGCGCAGCAGGGCAUUCCCCCGAGGGCUCAGUACGUGCCCUACUGCCCGCCCCCGGACGCCCACUGCGGCGGGUGCUGGGUGCCGGUUUGGGGGUCGUCCCCGCAGCUGUACCAGCCCCCAGGCUCGACGCCCGUGUAUCCCGCCUACGUGUACCACGGGCCGCCCGCGGGCGUCAUUUGUGAGGCUCGAAGCCGCAGUUGCGAGCGCCUCCCCGCCCGCCCGUCUCCGCCGUCGUCCCCGCGCAGUGGGCGGCGGUCGGCGUCUCCGUGGCGGGGGGGUUCGCCCUCGCCCGCCGGCGCCCGCCAUUCUCCCUCGCCCGACCCUGUAAGUGGGCGGCCGCCGAGGCCAAGGCGUCCGCCCAUGAGGAAAUCCAAGACUGUGGAGGUGGGUUGCCUGGGCGUGGGUCUCCAUCAGUCGUCGUCUACGCCCAUGGGAGGACCAAGUGAGCCCACCCCUCUGCCGGCGCACUCGAUUACAUACCUGCAAGGGCCGCCCGCGCCCGGCGUGCCCUCGAACCACGUGUACAUCCACGCCCUAAACCACCAGGGUGCUCCUCUGUACCGCAGCUGCGGCCAGGCGAGGCAGCAGCACAUCCCCAGCUUCGACACCAUCCACGAGCAGCUGGGCAAAGUGGCGAAUGGGUUCCAUGAGCCCGGGUCGUCCCGAGCGACUGACGCGAGCGCCGGCGGCUCCGGGCCGGGGGUUGCACGCGCGCCCUCCCCCGCGGUCUCGUCCUGUAAUUCCUCGAGCCUGUCCGUAGUCUCGCCAGGAGUGUCCAGGCUGGAACAGUCAGAGAUCUCAAAGCCAAAGGGCGGCUCAUUGGAGGACCGCGUGAACCGUCUUGAGGGCGACAAGGACUCGCUGCAGCUCCAGGUGACGGUCCUCAGCGAGCAGGUCGAGGCGCAGACGGAGAAGAUCGCCGACCUCGAGAACCUUCUGGAGGAGAAGAAGGAGCUCCUCAGGAAGACGGAGGAGCAGCUGCAGAAGGAGGUGAUGACGAGAUCGAGCCUCGAGACCCAGCGGCUAGAGCUCUUCAGCGAGAUCAGCAACCUGAAGCUCCGUCAGGCGGCCUUCGAGCGAGAGAAUGCGGACCUGCGGGACAAGAUUCGGCGGUCCGAGCACCAGUCCGAUCACGCCAAGGCACAGCCGGUAUUGUGUGGUGUCGGGCGUUCUGGUAGUGGGAGGAGCAUAACCCCGACGGCCGCGUCCACGCCAAUCCACUCGUUCUUGGUCACCCCCGACUCUCCUCAGCCGAGCCAUCAGCUUGCAGCACAGUUGGCUAACUCCCCAUCUCCGAGUAGCAUCUCUACUCUCUCCACCAUUCCGGCUUCUUCGCCUAACAAGUCUCCUGCUCAGGCUCCCACUGUGUCACCUGCCUCCUCGCCGGUCGCAUCCCAUGAUGCCCGGGAAUUCUUGCCACCGAGGGUGAGUAAGACUCCCCCUCCAAAUGCUCGACGGAAAAUCGACCAGUUUGGAACCAUGCCUCGACAGCGAGAUAUUAUCAUGGGCGGAGAGGCCAACCACGGCUCGGCAACCACAGGGCGAUCCAAGGGAGUCAUGUUCGGUAAAGGCUUCCACUUCCUUCCAUUCCGUGUGGCGGGAAAGCGGAGCACUUCAGCCCCCAACUUAGCGGAAACAGAAAUGCAGAUGAUUGACGACCUGCCUGAGGGAGAGUAUGGGCAUCCAGGAGACGGCAUGAUGGUCCCAGCAUCAUCAACACCAAGGGUUAAUACGCUUGUUGGUCACAGGUCCCCGCCAAUGCAUCCCAAGGCAACAGGCAUCAAAAAGAUAUUUACAAAGCUCCGCCGUAGUAGUUCAGGUCAUCUGGACAGUGAUCUCGGUGAUGGGGACUUCAGGCGAGGUGGAAUGAGGGCUACAGCAUCCGCACGACUUGGCUGGACCUCACCCACCACUACUUUCAAAGAGCCAGGUGAACCUUUCACCAGCUGGAGUUCUGAAACAAUGGAGGCCUGGCUUGGAGGUCUGGGUUUGAGUCAGUAUUGCGCUGCCGUUCGCUGCUGGACGGAUAAUGGUCACCAUUUGUCACAAGUAACACCUCAGCAGUUAGAGAGAGAACUAGGACUCCGUCACCCAUUGCAUAGAAAGAAACUUCAGUUGGCAAUCGCGGCGAGAUUAUCUGGAAAUCAGCUUAACACACCGUUAGCCCGUUUGGAUCAUGCUUGGGUGUUACGUUGGCUGGAUGAUGUGGGUUUACCACAGUAUAAAGACGCUUUUAGUGAAGCACGUAUUGACGGGCGAGUGCUCAACUGCCUAACCUAUGAUGAUUUAGCCUUCCUAAGAUUUACAAAUCUACUACAUGUUACCUCAUUGAAGCGUGGUAUUCAGGUCCUGCGAGAACACAACUUUGAUCCCACUGUGCUGAAGCGACGUUCAGUGCCAGAAGAGGAUCAAAGAUCAAGAACACCAGCAGGAGUGGCACUGUGGACUAAUCACCGUGUCAUGGAAUGGCUGCGAACUGUUGACCUCUCAGAGUAUGCCCCCAAUCUUAGAGGGUCAGGUGUUCAUGGAGCACUAAUGGUGUAUGAAGUGCGUUUCACCUCUGAGCUCUUGGCAUCCCUACUUUCCAUCCCAUCUGGAAAAACCCUCUUGAGACGACAUUUGAACACACACUUCAAAGAGCUGGUCGGUGCAUCCAUCGUACAAGAAAAGAGGGAGUUGGAAGCUUCUUCAGGGUACACUCCUCUUACCACCUCUGCUAAAGUCAAGAUGCCAAAGAAAUCACAGUUCUCUCUAAAGCGCAAAAAGUCUAAAUCAGAACUAGAAUUUGACGACCUGCUAUGUCCACUUGACGAGAAGCCCCCUGUAGGUGCUCUACAGGACAAGGAAAAGGAGCGACUUCACAGAUCAUCCGCGCCACCGUUGAUUGGUCGCAUCACGAAGGUCUAGAGGAGAGCAAGCGCUGGCAGCUUGGCUUCCCUCACCAUUCCUCGAUCUGCCUGCAGCUCGUACCUUUGCCUAUGCCUAGUGCCUGAAUGCUAAAGUAUUGGCCGGGACACACUUUUCUUCAAGAUAAACAACAUUGAAGUGGUUCUCUGGAGUGUGUUGUCAUUAAUAUUUUUCUAUAGUUGAUGAAAUCCAAAAAGGUGCAGUAACUCUUUAAGAUGUAUAGCAGAUGGUUCAGGAAAAUCAAGCUAUUAAGUCACUUCAUAGAUUAGCUACAAGAGAGCCUCCUUAUUUCAUUGUGCCCCAAAGGCCAUCUGACCUCUUAUGUGCCUUAUUAUUAUAUAAAAGGCAUUAUGAAGAAUGCCAUUCCAGGCAGGCAGUUUGGAGAAGAAGCACUUUUAUAAUCAAGGUGUGCAUUCAGUGCGUGCUUGUUAUCGGUGAAAUAUUUUACUACUGUUAGUUAAAACGUUGACUUUAUGUGGAUGUAUCUACUUCUUUCCUUCAGUUACAAAUACACAAUACUAGUAAUAAAGUACCUUGCUGAUUCCCACUAGAUGAUAUUUAUGUUCUUCACAUUUCAUCUGGGUGUACUGAAAUUCUCUAUGGUGGUCCCCCCAAAUGACCAGUAUGUCACUGCCUAGGCAUGCACACAGAUCUCAGCAUGGAGGACCUGUGUUUAAAUGUUUAGUCCUAUGUGAGAUAGUAAAGACGGCUGUUGAGAGAGAAACUUUACAACAUUUUUAAUUCCUUUUAGAAUAUUUAUAUUUUUGUGUUUAUUUUUGACAAGAGAUCCUCUUUUAUCACAUUUUACUUUUUUGUUUGUUUAAAGAGAUAAAUAUGUGAUUUUAUCUUCAUUGUAAUUGCAUUGAACCUAUUGAUGUUAGCAGAUAUAUGUUUUAUUGAAGAAAUUAUCCACUUCUAGGUUAAGAGUACUUUUUUAAAGUCAAAUACUUUCAAUAAGGUUUUUUUUUUUCUUUUCUUUAGAAAGUCACUUUGAUAUUUUUUGUUGAGCAUUUGUAUGAGUUUUGUAUUUAAUUUAAAUUGUUUUAAGCAGCUUACGAAUCAGACAGUCAUUAUUUUAAAACUUUGCAUACUAUGUGGUGCAGUUUGUUUGUGCUGUGUUAUGGUUUGUGGGCAGCUGAAUUGCAGCUUAGAAAAUUAACAAGACUGAUGGGAAAUCUGUUUUAGAAAUUGUUAUGCUAUGUAAUAUAGUAAGUGAUUGACAGGGGCCUACAAGUUUAUGAUUGUAAAUUGAUGUUAUCAGUGAGGUAACAUGCAGCUGAUAAGCUCUUGUUCUGAAAAAAAUAUAACUUUGGACUUUAUAUAAAACUUUAACAAAAAAUGGUGUGAUUUAUCAAUGGUAGAAUUUUCUCUUUUUACAAAAUAAAUUUUAGAAACUGGUCUGUAAAUAGUAUAAAUACUUUUUCACCAUUAGUCACAUUUUUACAUUGUCUUAGUAAUUUGUAGGAAAUUGGAACAUUUGCCAUUUGCUGUCAUGGCCACAAGUCCCAAAAUUUGGCAACAAAAUAAAGUCAGUCAUUAGUAUUAGUUUUUUGUUUUUUUCAUUUUAUAUGGCCUGCAUAAUUUUUUUUGACACUUGGUAAAUGUGAAGGAAAUCAUAUGAAAAACUAUUUUUUUCGUAUUACUGAACUGUGGUUACAUGAUUUAAUAAUGGAUGCCUCUAAAUGACCAUAAUUUUGUUAAGGUAGCCCAUCUGCCUUGGUCUGCUGAUGCCAUGGUUUUUGUUACCAUUGUUAUGAUUAUUAGUAUCUUGUAGGAGGUGCAGUGCCUCAUUUUUUCCUUUCAUUGGUAAAUAUACUAAGAAUCAGCACUGACUAAGCUCCUGUUCUUAAAUAUUCACAAAGAUAAAAGAAGAUAAUGAAAAGUAGCCAAAAGUUAUUGUCAUUUUUAAAAGUGAAGGCAGCAAAUACAUGAAUUUAUUUGGAAUUGAAAAUAAAGGAGAACGUGUUUAGCUUGAGUUGAAGGCUGUAUCUUCAGUAAGGAUGAUAAAUAUUUACUAUACUAUUUAACUGCACUGGAGCAAGUACAUUUAAAAUACAUUGUUAUGAGAGACUUUCAGCAUUCAUAGAUAUUAUUCCUCAUGUCAUACACAGAAUAAGCUUUACAUUGUGUAUACUGUGAAUAGACAAUUGUAAUUCAUUUCAUUUUCAAGAAAGCUACCAGAUCUUUACAUAAAUACCAGCUCUAAAAGUUGAUGGCAGAAGAGCUUAUAAAGACUGAAAUCCUGGUGCAUAAAAUGUGACUUGAGAAAAAGCAGCUCAAGCAAAGUUAAUCAUUCAUCUGUUUAUUUAUCCUUGUUUCUUUUUAUGCAGUACUAAUAUACUAAUUUGGAAGUCAGAAAUAUUUAUUAACUAUUUAUUUUUUAGUGAUAUGUUUUUGAGGUGCAAUAAUAGAAUGUUGAUGUGCUCCAAGAUGACCAGAAUUAUCACAGGAUUCCCUUAGCCCUAGUCACCUUGUUUACAAUACUUAAUUUGUAAUAUGCAUAAUCUACUGUGUGUGGAAUUAUAUUAGGUUUUCAGAAAGAGUUUGAAUGUUUUCUAUAUGAAGUCACUGAAGAUAUUUGUCCCUGUAUUCAUUUUUUUUUUUGCAGCUAGAAGUCUGAGAUAACAAAAUGACGAUUGGUGAAGAAAUAAAAAUGAUUUAAACCUGAGAAGAUAUGAAGAGAUUCAGAGUUUUACAUAUUUAUAUAGUGGGUGUCCUCAGCUUCACAGGCCAAGACUGUGGAACUCUAACAGCACCAGUGGGGUGUAAUUUUUAGUAUACAUUUUUAAUAAAAUAACAAUGAUUUUCA